Molecule: messenger RNA, 3446 nt
Organism: Daktulosphaira vitifoliae (grape phylloxera)
Lineage: Eukaryota; Metazoa; Arthropoda; Insecta; Hemiptera; Phylloxeridae
Product: mucin-5AC-like
Exons: 4
Coding region: 319-2655 (778 amino acids)
Source: RefSeq, a predicted model, not a curated record
AACCCACAUUCGUUUUCGUUCGUCCAAGUCGUCACCACCGUUCUUGCAGGUCGCGUGUUCGUGAUUCUUAUAGUCGUUGCUGCAGUCCAUCACAACAGUUACUGACCUAACAACACUCAACCGCGUUUUGAAUCGUCCGGUACGGCUGUCAAAGUCCGGGAAAGUGUCUCGUGCUUGUUACUUACAUAAAUAGAUACUCUUUUAUUAUUUUGUAAUCCGUAUUUUGUGCCGCCUUUGGAUAUUCCGUCCGGCCAAAAGUUAUUACGCCAGCUGAAGAUAAGAUUGAGUUUUAGAGUAAAUGGGUUUAACAAAAAUACAAUGAGUGUAAGGAUUUCUACUUGUUGGAUUUCUCUCAACAUUCUUUUAGGAAUUGUUGUCAUUGUCGCAAGUGAACACUUUUAUUUGCCAAAGGAAAAUAAUGUGUUUUCCAAUGAUUUGCAAGAUGACUGGGUACCUGUACCUAGUGCUGACAAACGUUCUACUAGAUUAAGUCAUCCUCAUACGCCAAACAUUCACAUAACUCCUACAGUUAGGUUUAGCAGUAGACCAUCUAUCCAACAAAUGGAUGAUGCAGCGUCGAACAAAGUCGAAGUAUUUGCCCCACCACCUCCAUCUAUUCUUGGAUCUUUUAGUGAAUUCGGCCAUGCUACAAUAGAAGCACGAGAACCGGCUCAUAUGUUGAAUUUUAGACCUAGCUAUAAUUUUGAUAGACAAUACGAUGAAGGAAAUGAUCGUCGUUAUCAACAAAACGAACAUCAAGAAAUUCAGGAUGAACAAAAACCAUUGGCUAUUUUUGGGUUUAAUGCCCAACAAAGACAUCCUCAAAAUUAUCAUAGAGCACCCCUGCAAUCACAACCUCAGUUUUUUCAAUAUCAAACUAAUCACAAAUUACCCGUGUACAAAGAGUCACAAACUUUAAAAGAAACACCUAAGCGUGUUGUACAACAUUUUGUUUCCAAUGAUCAUAUAUAUUCACGACCCAUUAAUAAACAAAUAUAUUCUGAACAACGACCAAAGACUUAUCAAAUCAAUACAGCAGAAACUUCUGCCGUUCAUCAACAGCAAUUUAUUAAAUCAACUACGGAAAAUCCGUACUUCCAGAAAUACCCUGGCCACGUUGAUAAUCAAAAGUUAUUCCCACAAAUUUCAAAUUUUGCAAGGCCCUUUGAACAACCUAGUGACCAUAACGUUUAUAUUAAACCAAAUCAAUUUAUUCAUAACUUUAAUGUAGGUUCAGAAGUUAGAUUCGGACAAGAAUCGGAUACAAUUAAAACCACCGCACCACCGAUCGAUCUAUCAUCUGCUUUUACACAUCCCUCGACAAGACCUUUCAGUAGAUUCCCAACACCUCCUACUAACAAUCCAGAACUAUUCCGUAUAUUUCCUGUAAAAGAGGUAAAUGCAUUGCCGACAUUUUUACCAACGCCCUCUACAUUCAAUCUGAGUGACACUUGGCAUUCUAAUUAUGGCUUAUCCCAUUAUAACAAAGACAUAAUAACUGGUUCUGAAGAAUUCAAUGAAGGAAGUGAAGAACAAGACGAAACUGAAUCUAUAGAACAGUAUGGCUUUUCUAAACAUCCACAAAUUACCACUACAACCACAGAACCACCACCUCCACCAAUCAGACCUUUACGUAGAAAAAAACCAUCCAAAACAAGAACAACCACAGCAAUACCGGAGGAAGAAUAUGAAGCACCACAACAAGAGGAAGAUUCGACUACUUCGUAUUAUGAACCUGAACUUGUACUUAACAAAUAUAAGAAAAAGAAACCAUUGCCAUCAUCAUUGUACUCUUAUAAUAGAUUGAGAGAUCCCGAUGAUAAGUUAAUGAACAAUAAUGUUGAGCAACAAGAAUCGUUCUCGCCACCAACCACAACUUCAACGACUACAACUACUACUACAACGACAACUCAGCCAAGUACUACUACAGAAUCGGACUCAUUAGCUCUUAGAGUGAGAACAAAACCUAAGUACGGAAACGGAACUCGUCCAAGAUUCAGUAUUAAAGAUUAUAAAACCUCAACAUCAACACCAUUAACAAUAAUGACUACUGCAAAAGUAGUUCCACAAUCUUCACCAACUCGUCGGACUACAAUCACUACCACUAGCACUACGCAAGACCGGGAAGUGUCAGAGCAAACAACCACUAGAAAAACUUAUAAACUACGCGCUCGACCAAAUCGGUUCAAGUCAACAAGCACAUCGACCACUGAAGAACCACAAAUUGAACCAGAAACAACGACUAUCGAAAGAAGAAUAGUUUAUCGAGCUAAGUAUAAACCAGGUAAAUAUAAUCGUCUGAGGACAAGUACUGAGUCAACUUCAGAAAAUGCACCAAUAGAAGAAACUGAAGAGCCACAACCAGCUGAAACUUCCAAACCGACUAUGGUUUAUUCUGCCAAAAGACGAACGCUUCCUAAAUUGCCAACAACAGAGGCUGAAACUAACGUGAUCCGACGUAGUUCUGUUGCAAUAAAUGAAAAACCUGUUGAAACUAUGCAUGUCGCAUCUUCAGAAGAUGUAGACUAUAUUGUUACAAGCACUCUAGAACCAACUAACCAUAAAUAUUAUUCCUUUGCGCCCGAACGGCCCCUAUUACCAAUUGAGGCUUUCUUUCAAUCUUCAUUCACCGGGAAAAGACAUAAUAUAAGAUAACUACAAAAUUCGCAUUUUAUUGAUUCGAGAAAUAAAAUGUAUUUUUAUUUCAUUUUCUCAUCUAUGAUAUUGCCUCUAAUUACUCAAAUAUUUAUAAAUAAUAUGUAUAUUCAUUAUACAUAUAUAUUAUAUAUAUACUCAAUCUAAUUGUUUUAUAUUCACUAUAGGAUCUAAAUUCAAAAUCACUUGAUAUUAUUGAAAAUUACAUCCAUUUAUAAUACCCGAGUUAAAUAUUUUUAAACUAAAGAUAUUUUUUUUUUAAUUUUAAAAGUAAUGAAAACACAAUUAUUUGUUUAAAUUAGACAAAUUUUAUGAAUGAUGUUUAAGGCAUUUUAAAAAAUUUAAAUAAUGGGAAUAGAAAUCAAAAAAUAAAAAUUAUAGGAAAUAAUUAAUGGAUUAUUUUAUGUACAUAAAUAUUAUGAAUAAUUUUGUUAAAUAUUUUUUUUAUUUUUUUAACUAUAUAGUAGUUUUUGGACUAGAGAUCCAUUAUAAAUUUUAAAUUUCGUUCUAAAAAUGAAUGAUUGUUAAACCUUGGCAUAAACUUACAUAUGUAAAAUAUUUACUAUAUAUAUUUUUUAUAGAAUACCUUAGUCAGAAUUUUUAUUUCAAACUUGAUUUUUAAAAAAUGUAAAUAAUAUUAGGUCAAACGUUUAGUGAGUAAUUUAUCAUAAUUUUUAAAUUUCUAUGUAUUUUAAUUAUUUAUUAAAAAAAAAUUUAUACUAAAAAUAAACAUUCUUCCUUAUAGAGAUAUAAUAAUUUGAUUAUAUAAUAAAAAUUUGUUGAAAAUUUUA